GAAACACCAGCAGCCCGUGUCCGCGAUCUGUGGGAGGAUCUAACGGCAGCGCUCUGCUUCUCCACGGCAAGCCACACGGUUGAACACACUGCGCCAAGCCAAAACGAAACCUUAAUCACUGAAACUUCACUUUGAUCGGAAGUGAUGGCAGCUAUCCGUAAGAAGCUGGUGAUUGUGGGAGAUGGAGCCUGUGGGAAGACAUGUCUGCUUAUUGUGUUCAGUAAAGAUCAGUUCCCUGAGGUCUAUGUGCCCACAGUGUUUGAAAACUACAUUGCUGACAUCGAGGUGGAUGGCAAACAAGUGGAGCUGGCUCUAUGGGACACAGCUGGUCAGGAAGACUAUGACCGGUUGAGGCCAUUGUCAUAUCCAGACACAGAUGUUAUUCUCAUGUGCUUUUCUAUAGACAGUCCAGAUAGCUUGGAAAAUAUUCCAGAGAAGUGGACACCAGAAGUAAAACAUUUCUGUCCCAAUGUUCCCAUCAUCCUGGUGGGCAAUAAAAAGGACCUGCGGAACGAUGAACACACACGCAGGGAACUGAUAAAGAUGAAACAGGAACCUGUAAAACCAGAGGAGGGGCGUGACAUGGCAAACAGGAUCAGCGCUUUUGGAUAUCUGGAGUGUUCGGCUAAAACUAAAGAUGGAGUGCGGGAGGUGUUUGAAAUGGCCACCAGGGCGGCACUGCAGGUUCGCAAGCGCAAGAAGAGGGGAGGCUGUCUGCUCCUAUGAGCUGCACGCUGAAACGCACACACCUCCAUCCACCUUCCUACAACUGACACACCACCCAAGGAGAAACCUUUAUCCAGCCAUCUGCCUCCUCUUACCGUUCACCACGUUUCUCGCAAGUAGGGUGUGGAUGACAGAAAAAAUAUUUAUAGAGAACCAAGUGUGUGUCAAUACCUCUCCACCCUGCUAUUUUAUUGCUCUCUCUUUUUUCUUUUCACCAGCAUAUCUUUUUUCUUCUCUGCAAGAAAGACUGAUUGAUUAAUUUUGUAUUUGUACAUAAAUCUCUGUCUCUCUCUGUUCUGGUUUAGUUACUCUAUGCCUCUGUAUAUGAUGCUCUGUGAACUAAGUUAAAAAUGUCUUAUACAUUUGGAACAAAAAAAUAAGAAUACA
Triplophysa rosa is the source of this 1113-nucleotide messenger RNA. It is a transcript of the gene rhocb, whose product is annotated as ras homolog family member Cb. NCBI's taxonomy places the organism in Eukaryota, Metazoa, Chordata, Actinopteri, Cypriniformes, Nemacheilidae. Gene Ontology annotation, biological process: small GTPase-mediated signal transduction. Gene Ontology annotation, molecular function: GTP binding; GTPase activity. The record is from RefSeq and is a predicted model, not a curated record. The transcript has 5 exons. Gene Ontology annotation, cellular component: neuron projection. Bases 145 to 726 code for a protein of 193 amino acids.